Manis pentadactyla (Chinese pangolin) is the source of this 3599-nucleotide messenger RNA. RefSeq names its product cytoskeleton associated protein 2 (gene CKAP2). Gene Ontology annotation, cellular component: microtubule cytoskeleton. Gene Ontology annotation, biological process: negative regulation of microtubule depolymerization. Bases 251 to 2302 code for a protein of 683 amino acids. NCBI's taxonomy places the organism in Eukaryota, Metazoa, Chordata, Mammalia, Pholidota, Manidae. The record is from RefSeq and is a predicted model, not a curated record. The transcript is spliced from 9 exons.
GCCCCGCAGGCCGUGACCGCCCCGCACUGUUGAAGUUUGAACACCGCGGGCCCGGCGCCGAGCAGCCUAUCAGAACCCGCCGGCUCCGGGCGCGCCUGGCAACCGCGCGCCAGGCCCCGCCCCCCGCCCCCAUUGGCCCAUUCAAUUCACGCCGGGCACCAAUGGGCGGCGGCGGCGGCGCGGCCUAAAGCCGGCUGGAGCGGCCGGAGGCAGCGGAGGCGCUGCGACCGGAGGUGUCCCGCGAACCGCCAUGAGCGCCCCGGCCGUGCCCCCGGGCCUGCAGCUGCCCCCGACGCGGAGGACCCAGUCCGCCUUCAGAGAACAAAGAAGCCAAAAACUCAAAGAACAUCUGUUAAAAAGAAAAACAUUGCUUGUGUACAAACAGGAAACUCAGGCAUUUUCCAGCAGUAAUGGCCAGAGGGUGAUGACAUCUGAGGGUUCAGUCCACGCAGAGACAAAAAUUCUGAAAACUAAAACAAACAUGGUUGAUAAAGAAAAUGUUAGUAGACCUACAGGGAGCAGAAAUAAUAUAACAGUGGAAAAAAAUUGUGUCCCUUUAAAACCCUCUAAUGAAUUGGCCAGUUCAACUAUAGCAAAUGAUUCCCAUGAUUCUGAGGAUAGCAGUCACACUCUACAGUUGUUACCAGUUAAAGAUGACCCCCAACGUCAACACUUGACAUUAAGCCAAGCAUAUCACCUUAAAAACAAUAAUAAAAAGAAACAAGUGGUGACAGAAAAACCAAAGCAAGAUACUGAUGUGCCCAAGAAGCCUAUGCUGGGGUCUUAUCGUGGCCAAAUUGUUCAGUCUAAGGUUAAUUCAUUUAGAAAACCUCUACAAGUCAAAGACAAGAGCUUGGCAACAGCAAAGAAACAUGCACCUGCUGUCUCCAAAGCCGCCAUGCCUCAGCCUGGGAACACCAACAGGGUCAUGGGGAGAAACAAGAGCGCCUCAGACAUGACAGCUGCCCCCAGAUGUGUGAGCACUGUACCUCAGGACAGAGAGCUCACGCGACCCCCUAUCAGAAGUCACCACAACUCCCAGGGAGCCGUGAAUCCAGGCCCCAAGAGAACCUCUGCCAGUGUGCCAGUUCAGAAAGGGCCUUGUGGAAAAGAGUGGCUACAAUUAAAUGCAGUCUCAUCUGGUGUCAAAACCAGUUCUACUCAGGACGUAAAGAGAAAUAAGACACUGUCAAGAAGCACAACUUUGGAAAUUGUAGCCAGGCCUGCUUCAUCUUCUAAUACCAAACUGACAGAAAAGUCAAAAUCCACUGACCAGCACGGACACACUACCACAAAAGUGACCUUCAAUGUGGGACCGGCUAGGUUCAGAGAGACAGCAGAAGAGAGAAAAGCUCGUCUGAGUGAGUGGAGGGCUGUCAAAGGAAGGGUGCGGGCAAGGCCUCCCGCCUCGGGAGUCACCCAGCCUGAGCCCGGAGGGCAGGAGGAAAAGCCGGUCGGGUCCUUCUGGACUACCAUGGCAGAGGAAGACGAGCAAAGAUUAUUUACUGAGAAAGUAAACAAGACAUUCUCUGAAUACAUAAACCUCAUUAAUGAGGGAUGCUCAAAAGAAGAAAUACUGCUCACACUGAAUGACCUGAUUAAAAAUAUUCCAGAUGCCAAAAAGCUUGUGAAAUAUUGGAUAUGCCUUGCACGGAUUGAACCCCUCACAAGUCCUAUUGAAAAUAUUAUCGCAAUCUAUGAGAGUGCCAUUCUGGCAGGAGCUCAGCCUAUUGAAGAAAUGCGACAUGCGAUUGUAGAUAUUCUAACAAUGAAAAGUCAAGAAAAAAUUAAAUCUGGAGAAAAUACAGAGGUUUGUGCAGCCAAGGAACAAAUCCCAGAAGUUAAACCUGAAGGUACAGGUAUCAAUGUAGAGUCGGAAAAACUGGACGUGGAAAAUACACAUCACAGAAAUGUGGCAUUUCAAGACUGUGAAAAAGAGCAAGAUGACAGAACAAAAGAUCCAAGCAAUGUUAAAACUCCCAAUACAGAAAUCAGGGCAAGUUGCCUAAUUAAGUAUAACGUGUCUACUGCACCAUGCUUGCAAAGUAUAAAAAAGAAAAUACAGUCUGAUGAAACAAAUUCUACAUUUAAAGAGCUGAAGUUUCUAACACCAGUUAGACGUUCUCAGCGUAUUCAAGACAAGACGUCUCAAUUGCCAGAUAUGUUGAAAGACCAUUAUCCUUGUGUGUCUUCACUGGAGCAGUUAACUGAGUUGGGAAGCAAAACCGACGCCUUUGUGUGCCGCCCUAACGCAGCACUGUGCAGGAUGUACUCGGAGACUGAGACAACAGAGGACAAAUAAGCUCUGACGGGGUCAGCGCUUCUGUAAUCCGGGGCAUUAGAGCCUUGUGGCGUUGCAUGUCUCUCAGGGCAGGCGUGAGCCGGGUGCCUAGGAUCACGGCUGUCAGCGCUUGUACCAGUCACAUGACAGCAGGUGUCACCUUCUGUGCACUGGAAAGCUGAUCCUCCCUUGUGAGCUCAACAGUUGGAGUUUUUCUCUAAGAAGAUAUAUUUUGUCAACUAGUAUACUAUGUUCCUUGAAUAUAAACAAGUUUCAUUGUAGUAUUAGCUUAGCUUGUUCACUUUUACAGUCAUAAAGAAAACUCACAAGUCAUUACAUAAAAGUGUAGUAAUGCUGUAUCAUCAGAAAAUGAGGUGUUCUAGAUAAAAUUGUUAUUUUUGCAUGGACAUGUCUUUAAAAUUUAUGCGUCCUUGCCUUUAAAGAGAAUACUGACUUUUGCCUUUCCUUGAUUCUGGAUCAGGGUGAAAGUCAGCCUUACAAUGUGGAGGGACUCUCUGCAAACGUUAAGAUCAGCUUGUCCCCGCGCCCAGUCCUGGUUCCCCAGGCUGCUGCGGUCUGUCGGGGCCCUUGGACUGCCUGCGGGUCUUCCCGUCACUGCAGGAGAGUCUGCGUCCCAAGUCUUGGCCUCUUUAUUUCUGAUUGUAGCUGAGUCACCUGGUAGGAUAAUUAAUUAAAUAACACCAUUUCUAAGAGAAGAUACUUCGUGGUAAGAAAGAAUAGGUGCCAAACUUAGUGGGUAUUUGAAACUUUAAAUCUGAAUUCCUUUCAUUGGCUCCUUUUGUAACUUGACUAACAAAAUAGUAAAAUUUUAACUUCCAUCACUUUAUCUGAUGAAGUUUAUAGACUGUUAGAAUGGAAUUAGAGAAUAUUCUAUUUUGGUAGCAUUUGUAGACUAACUAAUAGUUAAGCUUGCUUUCUUGCUCUAUAAAAACUCUACUGUUUAAACCACACCCCCUGCAACAUGGGUGUGUACACAGUAAAAGUUCUCUUCUCCCCACACAUAAAUACCACCAAUAAAAUUGUUUCAUAGUCUCUGAACUAAUACUGAAGUGGGGUACGUCCUCUACCAACUCAAGGUAGUCUCAGAGAAGUAACUGAUCAUUGUGAAAGAUUAGUUUUAAAACUGUCUAAGUGUGGUUGAACAGUCACAUAGUCUUAUUUACGUUCAUUCAGUCCAUUUGUAUCAAAGCACCUGUGUUCUAUUUAUUGUCUUCUGUUGUAGAGAGUAGAAUUUUAUUCUUUUUUAAACUGUGCACCUAAUAUGUAUACAAUAAAUUAAAAUAUCUACAUAGUAAUA